This is a messenger RNA of Coffea eugenioides, 1851 nucleotides long. Its product is annotated as tRNA dimethylallyltransferase 2. NCBI's taxonomy places the organism in Eukaryota, Viridiplantae, Streptophyta, Magnoliopsida, Gentianales, Rubiaceae. The record is from RefSeq and is a predicted model, not a curated record. The transcript has 11 exons. Gene Ontology annotation, molecular function: tRNA dimethylallyltransferase activity. The coding region runs from base 53 to 1471 and encodes 472 amino acids. Gene Ontology annotation, biological process: tRNA modification. Gene Ontology annotation, cellular component: mitochondrion.
UCUGCCCUCACUUUUUUUUACCUCCAAAAUCUUGUACGGCGGCAGAGGAGCAAUGGCUAGUGGCGGAGAACCAGAACCUCCGAAAACCGAACCCCCAACAAAUUUGAACCCGAACCCACAUUUAAAUUUGGGUUCAAAUUCCAAGCCCAAGGUACUGGUAAUCAUGGGAGCAACCGGGUCUGGCAAAUCCAAACUUGCUAUCGACCUCGCCUCCCACUUCCCCAUCGAAAUCAUCAACGCCGACUCCAUGCAGGUUUACAAGGGAUUAGAUGUUCUUACCAAUAAGGUGCCAGUCCAAGAUCAAAAGGGAGUGCCGCAUCAUUUGUUGGGGACAAUCAGCCCGACUGCUGAAUUUACAGCUAAAUAUUUUCGGGAUGCUGCUAUUCCUAUAAUCAGUGAGAUAUGGUCCCGUAAGCGAUUGCCAGUCAUAGUUGGAGGAACUAAUUACUAUAUUCAGGCUCUUGUGAGUCCUUUCCUUUUAGAUGAAUCCAGGGAGGACAUGGAAGAAAACACUUCAUUUGGAAAUCCAGGUGAUAAAGAAGCAGAUGAAGCAGAGAAUUUUGCCUACACAUAUGAGAAACUUAGAGAACUUGACCCUGUAGCAUCAAAUAGAAUUCAUCCUAAUGAUCAGAGAAAGAUAACUCAAUACCUAAGUUUAUAUGCACGGUUUGGUGUUCUUCCAAGCAAACUUCUACAUGAAAAGGCCAUGGAGAACUGGGGUCGUGUUGAUAAUUGCAAAUAUGAUUGCUGUUUCAUUUGUGUAGAUGCAUCUCUACCUGUACUCGAUGACUAUGUUGGGAAAAGGGUUGACUGCAUGGUCAAUUCUGGUCUACUUGAUGAAGUUUUUGAUAUUUAUAAGUUGCAUGUGGAUUGUACACGAGGAUUACAGCAGGCAAUUGGGGUCCGUGAGUUUGCAGAUUUUCUGAGGUGUUAUGUUUCUGAAUGUGAAAGUCGUCAUGGCAAUGCCCAUUACCUGAUUUCAGCUGAUAAGUCAAUGAAAGCAGAUAUGCAGCAAAUCCUAGAUGGUACCAACAAGAACCAACAACUGCAAGACCUACUAACAGAAGCCAUAGAAAGAGUAAAAUUGAACACAAGAAGACUUGUUCGCCGCCAAAAGAGAAGGCUUGGACGACUGCAGAUGCUGUUUGGGUGGAGCAUACACUUUGUUGAUGCAACAGAAUCGAUAUCUUCAGGUGUUUCUGAUGAUUUAUGGGCAACUCAAGUUGUUGAACCCUCUGGCAGAAUAAUCAGAUCUUUUCUUCAUGACAAUGCUUGCUCAGACGAGCCCAGAAAUGGUUCUGAAGAAAUGAAUUUGAUUCCAAGGGACCUCUGGACCCAGUAUGCAUGUGAGGCGUGUGGAAAUAGGGUACUCCGAGGGGCACAUGAGUGGGAGCAGCAUAAACAGGGCAGAAGUCACCGAAAACGAGUAUCUCGGCUUAAAAAGUCUGGAAGGUCUGUCUCUGUAGGGUGACAAUCAGACAACGUUGUGCAGGUAAAUUACUCAAACAUGCUAUGGUGUUUCAUCUCCUUCUGAACGCAAAUCCAGUUGCUUGCUACGGAAAAGCGUCGAGAGUUCUACAGCUUAGAGCAGUUGAUGCCUACAAAAUCCCGCACUGCAUUAACCUGGUGGUUUGCUGGGUCGGGCAAUCCUUUUCUCUCUCAGACAAACAACGAAAUCGAAACAACCAAUGCUUCAAAAUGUAGCCGGCCUGCUGUAGUAUUACUUGCUGGUGGAGUCGAGACCUGUUUCUGUAGGGAACCAUUACCUAUUUCUUUAAGUUCAUAUCAUUGUCUACAAUACUAUGUGUUGGGUGCCCAAAUUAUUUAAUUUUGAAUAUUAUUUUACUUGCA